Mastomys coucha (southern multimammate mouse) is the source of this 3835-nucleotide messenger RNA. It is a transcript of the gene Klhl35, whose product is annotated as kelch like family member 35. The transcript has 6 exons. NCBI's taxonomy places the organism in Eukaryota, Metazoa, Chordata, Mammalia, Rodentia, Muridae. Gene Ontology annotation, molecular function: protein binding. The record is from RefSeq and is a predicted model, not a curated record. The coding region runs from base 1971 to 3698 and encodes 575 amino acids.
GGCUCACUGAGCCAGUUUCACAGGCUGUCUCAGCUCAUGACUCUGUGAGAUGGGAGAAUGCUGAUGGAAUCCCUAACUUCUUAUGUGCCCUUGGGCUCCCAGACUACAGGAGUCCAUGAUGAAAACUGAGUCUCCCGUUACCGUGUGCUCAGUUCCCUCAGCCUAGGACGGAGGUGGCAGUAGGAUGAAUAAGUACUGGCACAGUUGCUAGGAGGUGAGCUUAAGGAUUGUCGAACUAGCAGGCAGAUCCCUUAUGCUGAGACCUGCCUUCUUGGGUCUCAGCCUAGAGAAUAGCUGUCCUGGGCUAGCUAAGGACAGCCCCGCUGCACUCUGAUGACCUGUCUCAUUUCCCUCUGUGGACUCCUGGUUGUUCCUUGAGGACACACCUCCCUGGCAAGGCUGCAGAGGGAUAUAGGCUUAAUAGCCUGGGGCAAGGUGGGCUUGGGCUGGCAGUCUCUAUCUGGGCAACAGUCCCUGUCUACCAGGAGCUUAUGACUCUGUGGCAGGGGAGAGUCAUACAUGGUCCCGCAUAAGCUAUGAAAGGCAGGCUGAUCUGCAGAUGGGACGACAUAGGGAGAGGCACAGAUAAGCAGAGAUGAGGCUCGGAAUAAAUUCCCACAGAAAGGAGAGCACGGUCUAUUUUCAGACCAUGCCAAGUACUGGCUGUGCAUUCUUAAGGACCAAAUCCUAACCAGGGUGAACGGCCUGCAAUCUGUGGUGUGUUUUCAUACACACCCCUUCACUGACCCUCACAGCAAACCUCUGAAGGGCAGUCUCCCUCCGUAUGACUGCUUCCUCACAACAAACUCCUAUGAGGGUCAACUUACCCACACCCCAUGCUGUACAAAGGUAAGCCAAUGAUUGGGGCAUAUUACAAACCCAGCGCUUUUAUAUAUCCCAUCCAAUAGUUACAGUUCUGUGGCUAGGUAUUAUGAUUCUGUUUCAGAAAUGGAGCCAGUGGCUUGCCCAGGUGAGAUCACUCCAGACUAAAGGAGGAUUAUAGCCCCAUGUGGUCCCUAGAGCCUGGAUCUUCCCACUGGAAACCAGAAACAUCUCUCUCUCUCUCUUGCUUUUACAGCUAAUUCUGCCCAUCUCAGGAAUCUCUUUGUUAACUCUGCUCCAACUGUGUUUACUAUCCUUUCUGAGCUGCCCCAAUUCUCCUGAGAUCUCUCAAAGGACCUCUGCCCAAGCUCUGAUCUCCAGAAAGGCAGGGAUUAUGACCAUUCAGUGCGUGCACACAUGAGCGCCCGUGUACACACACACAUUCUAAUAAACACCGGUUUAAAUAAUACAUGCACUUGACCUUGAGUAAGUAUUGAGCUCCUAGUAUGCUAGUGUGCUGUGGAAGGCGGGGCAGAUACUAAAUAGAACAGAGUUUGGUCAAGAGGAAUUACCUAUAUGAGAGUUAAAGCAAGCGUGCGCACACACACACUGAGGUGUCUAGGGAAGCCUGAAUCCCUUUACCAGAGACUAUAGUUCGUGCAAUGAGACCAUCCCUAUAAAGACGUUUUGUCCAGGUUCCUGCAAACUCUCUGAAGGUCCCUUUUCAGAACUUGGUCUUCCUGUCAGUGGUAGCCAUGUGACACUACUCAAUCCUAGUUGGAAUCCCUUAAACACUGCAUAGUCUAGACUUGUAUGAAUCGUUCCACCACCACCCCCUCCUUUUUUUUUAACUCUCCUCAAAUUAUCUUAUUUGAGUCUGCCAUCUGUUUCCUGCAGAGCCUGGCAGGAAAAGCUUACCAAAUCUGAACAGAAAAGGACAAUAUGGCUUCCACUGGAGAAGACUGGACACAGAAGGCAGGGCUGGCUCAUCGCCAUAGGACUCUAGAUGAGUUGAUGGGGUCAGUUAGGUGCAUGGUUUGAGUGCACAGGAAGCGAGUGGUGAAUGAACUAGAAAAGGAAAGCAUAAAUGUUCGGGAAGUCCACCAGCAGGUUCAUCUCCGACACGGUCCGUGUUCUCUCCUCGCAGGAUGCGGGAGACCUCAGGGCGCGAGGAGUCGGAGCCGGGCAUGGAGGCCCCGUGCGCCGGGUCCUGCCACGCGCAACGCAUCCUGCAGACGCUCAACGCGUACCGCCGGAGCGGCACCCUCACCGACGUGGUGCUGCGCGCCGGAGGCCACGACUUCCCGUGCCACCGCGCGGCGCUUAGCGCCGCCAGCGCCCACUUCCGCGGCCUGUUCACGGCCGGCCGGCCGGAGCGCGCGGCGGCCGUGGUCCCGGUAGGGCCCGAGUCGCCGGGGACGGCGGCGGCACUGGCCGUGGUGCUCGACUACGUGUACGGCGCGGGCGUGCGGCUGCGCGCCGAGGACGAGGCGGCCGCCGUGCUGGCGCUGGCCGAGCGGCUGGGCGUGACCGGGCUGCGCGAGGCGUGCGCGCGCUUCCUCGAGGGCCGCCUGCGCGCCGCCAACAGCCUGGCGCUGCGCCGCGUCGCCGCCGCCUUCUCGCUCGCCUCUCUGGCCGAGCGCUGCGGCCGCGUGCUGCGCCAGGCCUUCGUGGAGGUGACGCGCCACGCCGACUUCCUGGAGCUCGCGCCCGACGAGGUGGCGGCGCUGCUGGCCGACCCCGCGCUGCGCGUGGCGCGCGAGGAGGCCGUGUUCGAGGCCGCCAUGCGCUGGGUGCGCCACGACGCGCCGGCCCGCCGCGGGCAGCUGCGCCGCCUCCUGGAGCACGUGCGCCUGCCGCUUCUGGCGCCCGCCUACUUCCUGGAGAAGGUGGAGGCGGACGAGCUGCUGCAGGCCUGCGGCGACUGCCGCCCUCUGCUGCUUGAGGCCCGCGCCUGCUUCAUCCUGGGCCGGGAGGCGGGCGCGCUGCGGGCCCGGCCGCGGAGGUUCAUGGACUUAGCUGAAGUGAUUGUGGUCAUUGGCGGGUGUGACCGAAAGGGGCUCCUGAAACUGCCUUUUGCCGAUGCUUACCACCCAGAAAGUCAGCGCUGGACCCCACUGCCUAGCCUGCCUGGUUAUACACGCUCUGAAUUUGCCUCCUGUGCACUUCGAAAUGACAUUUAUGUUUCUGGAGGGCACAUCAACAGCCGUGAUGUUUGGAUGUUUAGCUCCCAUCUGAACACGUGGAUCAAGGUUGCCUCCAUGCACAAGGGCAGGUGGAGGCACAAGAUGGUGGCCCUGCAGGGACAGCUUUUUGCAGUUGGUGGCUACGAUGGCCUGAGACGCCUGCGCAGUGUGGAGCGCUAUGACCCGUUCUCCAACACCUGGGCGGCCACAGCGCCCCUGCCGGAGGCCGUGAGCUCUGCAGCCGUGGCGCCCUGCGCUGGCCUUCUCUACGUGAUUGGGGGCGCAGGGCAGGACGGUGUCAACACUGACAAGGUGCAGUGCUUUGACCCCAAAGAGGACCAGUGGAGUCUGCGGUCCCCAGCACCCUUCUUGCAGCGGUGUCUUGAGGCUGUCUCCCUAGAAGACACCAUUUAUGUGGUGGGAGGCCUAAUGAGCAAAAUUUUCACCUAUGACCCUGGCUCAGAUGUCUGGAGAGAGGCAGCUGACCUGCCUAGCCCUGUGGAGAGCUGUGGCGUGACGGUGUGUGAUGGGAAGGUCCACAUCCUUGGUGGGCGGGACGAACACGGGGAAAGCACCAACAGUGUCUUCACCUUUGAUCCUGACAGUGGGCAGGUGGAAGCCCAGCCGUCCCUACAGCGCUGCACCAGCUCUCAUGGCUGUGUCACCAUCGUCCAGAGCCUGAGCCGAUGAUUCAGACCGGGACAGCCUAAGCCAAGAGGCAGAGAACAUUUGGGCAUGGCACUUGGCUCCCCUCCUGGAACCUCCAUGUGAACAGUCCUUUAACUUAUUUCCCCUCUUCUUACAGAAAUAAAACCUUUUUCAAAAGU